CAAAAUUCUAGCAUUGAAAAAAGAGUUAAGUUCAGUAGAACUAUGUUCAUAAGAUCACUUAAGCACACCCUGAACUGUUGUAAAAUUGAUUACCAAAAACAAUGUCUCCUCUAAUACACAAACCUAAUAACCAGGCUAUAAACUAACUUUGAAGAAAGAUGAAAACACUGCAACCCAAGAAGUGAGCUUUCCUAGUUAGAUCUACUUGUACCUAGGACUUGCUCAUUGUCUAUAUAAUACGCUAUUGCAUUUUCAAUCAAAAUCGAAUUUAAGUUCUCAAUAACUCAGAGCUUAUCAUUCACCACCCUCAAGCUCAUCUUGAUCUUCAAGCUGCCCUUCCUCCUUGUUGUUAACUUCAGAAUUUACAGUCUCAUUGUUACUAUUACUGUGACCAAAGAACAACCCUGAAGCUUUUGAUAUUUUUAAAAGACUCCAUUAGACCUCAAGUAUACUUCUCCUAAGAAGCUUCCUAACAUAUGCUAUCUAAGUAUGAUUCGCCUCGUACAGUCAUACAUAUGAUUUCUUAUCUCUUCCAUUAUCAUUGCAGUUUGUUUCCUGCAAGUAAUAAUCAAAAAGUCAAGAUCACAACACAUAAACAUAAGAACAAUGUCAACGACUUUCAUUCUCCACCACAUAAGAACAAACAAAAAAACCAAAACUUUAAAUUGUGUCUAUUAUAAUUCUCAGCUCAUCACUCAACAAGUUGGCAUAAAGAUCAAGUCUUUUAGCUCAAGACCAAACAACAACUCCAAACCAUCACUAACUAACCGAUCAAACACACCAAAACAGAGAUCAAAAAAGUAUAAUAAAAAAAAGUCAAAAUACAACCUCCACCGUUGAGAUUGAUGGCGUUCCACCGUUGAACUUGUUGUAACUAGUGCGUACGCCUGAUGAUGGAUCUGCAUGAUCUGGCCGAAUCGGGGAGACGUCAAGGGAGAGAAAGAGAGAUCCGGAGGUUUCAAUCGAGAAACACAAAUCGGGGAGACGUCGGAGCCGUCGAGGUUUCAAUCGAGAAACACAAAUUGCUGAGGGAGAGAAAGAAUGAAACGAAGUUUAACGAGGGAGAGAAAGGGAGAAGACAUCAACUCGUUAUUGCUGUUGCAUUGUCCUCUGACCUUGUGUUGAUGGUUCUUGAUGCCUCCAAAAGUAAAGGUCACAGGCAGAUUGUGACUAAGGAACUUGAAACAGUGGGUUUACGUUUAAACAAAACCUCCACAGGAAGAAAAGAAAAGUCAUGGAUGAAGAUGGUUGGAUUUGGCUGGUCCAAGAUGAACCAAGAAAAACUCUAUUUUUAA
Molecule: messenger RNA, 1295 nt
Organism: Eruca vesicaria subsp. sativa (arugula)
Lineage: Eukaryota; Viridiplantae; Streptophyta; Magnoliopsida; Brassicales; Brassicaceae
Source: the annotation of a GenBank genome assembly